GGAAACCCCUCUUCGUCGCUCCACGGUAUCCCGUUCUGCAGACUGGCACUGCGGCUGCAGGUUAUCUGGCGAUUACACCGACUGUGAAAAGUCUUCGGGAACAGCUCUGAGCCUGCCGCUCGUUGCCGAUACCGGGGAUUUUCGAAAAGGGUGCAUUACGUCGGGAAUUGUCAACAUGAUCCUGCUUCCUCGUUUUCACAUUGCCGCGGGGGGUUCUUUGCGUGACAGCCGGUGUGUCUUGGGAUUCGCUGCGAGACAUGAUGCUAGGCUUGUUUUCGUUCUUUUUGCCGUUCGUUCAUUAGGGGGGAAACCCAUGGCCCGCAGCUAUUCUUCGACUUUUUCCUCUUCUUUUUUUCUUCUCCUUGGUUUGUUGAUUUUCUGCAUGUCUUGCUCUGCCUUCCUCGUUUACGACAACUGUCAUGUACAGCUCUCCCGAGUCGCCUCCAUACUGUCAUAGUCAAUUGUGAAGAAUUUGGAUGAUAGCAUGCGGCAAGAGUU
Molecule: messenger RNA, 498 nt
Organism: Sodiomyces alkalinus F11
Lineage: Eukaryota; Fungi; Ascomycota; Sordariomycetes; Glomerellales; Plectosphaerellaceae
Exons: 2
Coding region: 176-457 (93 amino acids)
Source: RefSeq, a predicted model, not a curated record